Drosophila busckii is the source of this 1570-nucleotide messenger RNA. RefSeq lists its product as uncharacterized. The transcript is spliced from 4 exons. The record is from RefSeq and is a predicted model, not a curated record. Lineage: Eukaryota; Metazoa; Arthropoda; Insecta; Diptera; Drosophilidae. The coding region runs from base 14 to 1531 and encodes 505 amino acids.
ACAUUUUGAGAUCAUGUCGAAGAAAUGCAGCGUGCGCAGCUUGAGCGACAGCUCCUUGGCAGAACUGGCCAAUCUGCUGGUGUCCACCAUAAGCUAUGCCCAAUAUGCGCCGGAUGUGCAGCUGGACAUAAAUAUAGUGAUGGUGGAGCUGAAUGAAUAUUUAACACAGAAUGGCGCCACUUCAAACAUAUAUCAGGAUCUGCUGCGUGUUAUACUCAGCUCGGAUUAUUUGGAGGCCAACAUGCGCUUCACCUGCCUGCAAAUGUUGCUCAAUUGUGGCGUCACCUUUCUGGUAACCGAAGUGUUUCCCUUCAGCUACUACGAGAAGAUAUUGCAAGUGAUUGCGGCGCAGGGAUCUGGACUGCGUGUGCUGAAUCUCAAGGGUAUUUGGGUCAAGGAGGAGCAUAUGCAUUAUAUGUAUGCAAUAGUGCGACGCUGCAAGCAGCUGGUGAAGCUCUAUGUGCCCUAUAUAGCCAACGAUCAGCUGCUGGAGGAGAUUAGCCUCAAUUGUGCCAAAUUGCAAAUACUUGAUAUAUCUGGAGAAACGGAUAUUACAGAAAUAGGCAUAGACUUUUUGGCUAAAGGUGUGUGCGCUCAAUCGUUGACAGUGCUGGAUGUGGGCAUGCCUGGUGAGGAGAACAUAUGUUAUUCGGAUAUAGCUUUAAUCUUAGAGCGUUGCUCGCAUGUGGAAACUCUUUCCACCUACAGCUUUGUGGGUGCUGCUUUAAAAUUUAUCUAUGACAACAUUGAUACCAACUUCAAGUGUCGCCUGAAGUAUGCGCAUGACACCUCCACGGAUGAGGACACCUUGCGUAUAAUAAUGCAAACCUGUCCACAGCUGGAGACGCUCUACAUGGACUCACCCAAACUUGGUGCAUUGCGUGCUUUGCAAAAUGGCACACUACGCAAGCUUAAGAUUUGCAAAUUUGCUGUCGCUGAGCUCUUGGCGCUGCUCGAGCGUCCCUUGGGCCGCAAUCUGCGUCACUUGACCAUGAUUAAGGGCACUGGCAAUCUGGAGCUGGGCAAGCUAGCACGGCUUUGCCCUGCCUUAAUAGAUUUGGACUGUUAUCUGAUAGAGAGCUUAAGCUAUGCGCAGUGUCAUGUGCGCUUUCAGCAGCUGGAAGGACUGGAGAUUCUUAGCAGCGAUAUUCUGACAAGCUCCUUGAAGAGCUUCGUAUGCAAUUGCACUGAUCUUAAACGCCUGGCAGUGGAUUCUGUAGAUAUAACAGAUGAGGAUAUUAUUAGCAUAUUUGUGCAGCACGAUUUUCAUAUCCUGGAAGAUAUUUGGUUUACCUUGGCACCCUCGCUUACAGUGCAGGCCGUGGAGCUACUUAUGGACAGCUGCCCGGAGCUGCAGUCUGUGGGUCAAUUAACCGGCUGGUCACUUACUCCAGAUGAUCUAGCACUCAUACGUGGUCUAUUGAAAAGCGGCAACUCGAGUCUUGUACUUACGCAAAACGCGCCUGCAAUAGAUGUUAAUUGGUUGGUUUGGCUGCAACAGCCGCUUGGUGUGGAGCAAACAUUUUUAUAAAAUUAAUUUGUGAUAUUAAUAAAAUAAAGUGCGUUGUUU